This is a messenger RNA of Cicer arietinum (chickpea), 2927 nucleotides long. RefSeq names its product aldehyde dehydrogenase 22A1. Lineage: Eukaryota; Viridiplantae; Streptophyta; Magnoliopsida; Fabales; Fabaceae. Gene Ontology annotation, molecular function: oxidoreductase activity, acting on the aldehyde or oxo group of donors, NAD or NADP as acceptor. The record is from RefSeq and is a predicted model, not a curated record.
GUUACCAUGUCAACAAAAACUCUCAAGUCACUUUCUAUUUGAAGCCGAGAAACCUAUUAUCUUUAUGUCAUGACAAUUCCAAAAUACAUAACCCACAUCUUUGCAUGAAUAGCAUCACAAUUCCCUAAUUUUUUUAUAAUACCCCUUAAUCCAUUUGUGGUCUACAUAUCGAAGUAAACCACUACACCCCCACUUUCUCUAUAGAUCUGUGAGCUCGAUCGCAAUUUAGUUUGAUUGUUACUUUAUUUAUUUAUUAAUCUCAUUUUAUAUGUUUUCAUUUUCUUCUUGGAACCGAUAAAGUCGUAGUUUAUUCCUUUCUCAAUUUGAUGAAAAGUGCAAACUUGGAAAAGAAAACAGGUUCACCUUUGAACUCAAAUAAACAAGUACUACAAUAUCAAAACCCAUGGAAUCAAAUUUUGUUGCUUUCUUUUCUUUUGUCCUAUUUCAUUCGUGUUACUUUAUUUUAGUAGUUUCCUUCUCCAUUUGUCCAUAGUAUCAAUCAAUAAUAUAAUAGUAUGUAUUCAUCACCUCAAAUCAAAGCCUUUUCAGAUUCUAAUCUUUACUCUCUUUCAAGCAUUUUCCUCGAAGAGAAAUAGAACUCUCUAGAACCUUCUUCAAAACCCUAGCGAAGUGGUUUUCUUCGCUCUCUGAAUCUGCUUCAGUGUUCCAAUGGCGUUUUGGUGGUCUUUGCUCGUUCUAGCAUUCGCUUUCGCUAUCUGCAAGUUCCUUCUCAUUCUCAUUCCUCCUAAGGUUCCUUCAAUCGACGUUGACGCUUCCGAUGUGUUGGAAGAUGGAAACCAAGCACAGGAGAAUAGCUUCAUAUAUGUGCCUCCAAGGGGAGCGACACAGCAAUCAGGCAAGAAAGUUCAGUGCUGUGAGCCUGCCACCAUGAAAUAUUUGGGAUUUGUUCCUGCAUUGACACCAGAUGAGGUCAAGGAGCAAAUUGAAAAAGUACGGAAGGCACAAAAAAUGUGGGCAAAGACCAGCUUCAAGCAAAGGCGCCAGUUUUUGCGUAUACUGUUGAAGUAUAUAAUUAAACAUCAGGCUCUUAUUUGCGAAAUAUCGUCACGUGAUACUGGAAAAACAAUGGUAGAUGCCUCUCUAGGAGAAAUAAUGACAACAUGUGAGAAGAUCAAUUGGCUACUGUCAGAGGGUGAACAAAGUCUGAAACCUGAGUACAGAUCCUCUGGAAGAUCAAUGCUUCAUAAGCGAGCCAGAGUAGAAUUUCACCCCCUUGGUGUUAUUGGGGCCAUUGUUUCGUGGAACUAUCCCUUCCAUAAUAUUUUUAACCCUAUGCUAGCCGCAGUUUUUUCUGGAAAUGGUAUUGUGAUUAAGGUAUCGGAACAUGCAAGUUGGUCUGGAUGCUUUUACUUCCGGAUCAUUCAAUCAGCUCUUGCUGCCAUAGGAGCUCCAGAGGACCUUGUUGAGGUGAUAACAGGGUUUGCUGAAACAGGAGAAGCACUGGUGUCUUCUGUUGAUAAAGUCAUUUUUGUUGGAUCACCUGGGGUUGGUAAGAUGAUAAUGAAAAAUGCUUCUGAGACACUUAUACCAGUUACACUAGAGCUUGGCGGAAAAGAUGCAUUUAUUGUUUGUGAAGAUGUAGAUGUGGACCAUGUUGCUCAAAUUGCUGUCAGGGCUGUUCUUCAGUCAAGUGGGCAGAACUGUGCUGGAGCUGAACGAUUUUAUGUCCAUAGGAACAUUUAUCCAUCUUUUGUCAGCAAAGUUACCAAAAUCAUAAAAUCUGUUACAGCUGGUCCACCACUUGCUGGGAAGUAUGAUAUGGGAGCUUUAUGCAUGCAUGAGCAUUCUGAAAAGCUCGAAGGUCUCGUAAAUGAUGCUUUAGACAAAGGAGCUGAAAUUGUUGCACGUGGAAGUUUUGGACCUAUAGGUGAAGAUGCAGUUGAUCAGUAUUUUCCUCCUACUGUGAUUGUGAAUGUGAAUCACUCAAUGAGAUUGAUGCAAGAAGAGGCAUUUGGACCUAUCAUGCCAAUAAUGAAGUUUAGCUCUGACGAAGAGGUUAUCAAGCUUGCUAAUGACUCAAAAUAUGGGCUCGGCUGUGCUGUUUUCUCUGGCAGUCAAAGCCAUGCCAGAGAGAUAGCUUCUCAUAUCCAUUGUGGGGUAGCUGCAGUUAAUGAUUUUGCAUCAACAUACAUGUGUCAGUCCCUGCCAUUUGGGGGCGUGAAACACAGUGGAUUUGGACGAUUUGGUGGUGUUGAAGGUUUGCGAGCAUGCUGCCUUGUAAAAUCAGUUGUUGAAGAUAGAUGGUGGCCAUUCAUUAAGACCAAGAUACCUAAGCCUAUUCAGUAUCCUGUGGCAGAAAACGGAUUUGAGUUUCAGGAGUCGCUCGUUGAAGCACUAUAUGGGCUUAGCAUAUGGGAUCGUUUGCAAGCAUUGGUUAACGUUUUGAAAAUGCUUACUGAGCAGAACUCUACCAGUGGCAAUAAGAAGGAGAAAUGACUAAUCAUGUCCGGACGGUGAAAGUGCCAAAUGUCUAAUAGUCAUUCGAAUAAUUAGGGGCUUCUGGUUUGUCUCCAACUACUAUAUGUGCCAGCUAUUCUCUUUGCCCUGUUAUUUUUGCUGUGCUUAUUUGAUGAUGAUUCUGGGUAGUUUUCUGAUGAAACAUGAGUACAGAUUUUCUUAUAUAUCAUGUUAAUGAAAUCAUGGAUGCAAGAAAACUUUAAAGAUCAAAUAUUGUACUAGAAUAUUUUUUUUUUCUUCUAAAUAUAGUACGCCCCAUGAUUGACGAGUUGUGUAUCAUACACUCACUGUCAGAUGUUGGUCCAAUUACCUCUCACCUAGGCAUUACCAUUAGUUGAAAGCGAUUGUGGUUUUGUCUGGUGGUUAACAAGUGUAGGCGUUAAAUCUUAGAAAUAGUUUGUUUCUUUAUAUCAUGUUUUUUGUUGGUGAUCAUAUCAUGUUUUUAGUUA